CUCUCUGUCUCUCUCUCAAAACAAUAGAGUGUGAGUGUGACCUGGAAUGGAUUUCAAAAUCGCAGGGAAAAAAAAACUGCUUUGAGAGACUUGCCAUUUCAAAUUUAAUUUCUUCGAUUCAGUUUUUGUUCCGAAUCGGAGUUACAGCACAAGGGUUUCGAUCUCUGUCCCUCUGUCUCUCUUAUUUCUCCACUUCAUAUUCUCUCAAGAAUCUCUCAGAUACGUCAAAGCUCUUCGCAGAGCCUCUUCGCUUCAAUGACCUUUUGAUCAUUGUAAGCUUUUAUGGUGUAGAAUGGAUACCGACAAUAAUUUAGUGGUUUUUGGCCAUGAAAAUGGAGUUUACAAACAACUUACUGUCUCUGGGGAGGGAGGUGUUGCCUUGGAGAAAAUAAAUGGGACCCCCAAUGGUGUUGUAGAGGUUGAAGGGUUGGAUGUGAAUUUUGAAAGUGUUGUGAAUUUGAAUGAAGAUGGAGCCAUUGACUUUUCUGCUCAAGGAGUCACUGGGGAAUCAAUAGUGCCUGCAGAAAGCAAUGGUGUGACCAUUUCUAAGGAACUCGAAUUGAAAGAAAGAGAGGAUUCAAAGCAUGUUAAAUCGCAAAAGGGUACAGGCAAGGAGAAGAAUGGGAAGCCUUCGAGCCCAAAACAUGCUGCGCCAACAUGGACCAAGAAGAGCAAAGAGCGAAAAGAUGUCAAGACAGCUUCAGCUGUUUCCAAUGGUUCUGCUGCUUCAGAUUCACAUGCGAAACAGCCUUUUGCCAUGAGAACGAAGAGUAGGUCAUUUAAUGACCAUCAGGCUGCUGACAGGAAUUCGAAACCAACACCUCCUAUAAUUAAUGCUCAUCCAUCUGAGUGUACUGGGAAGUCUGAUGCUGCAUCAUCUGCAGGCAAUGUGGUGCAGUCUGACAGCCUUCCGGAGAAGACAAAACUUAAGACAUUGAAAAAGGGUUCCUCAAAUAAAGCUGAAGGAAGCAUGCAAUCUUCUUUAAGCCCUACCACAGGAGAUGCUAAAUCCCGCAAAGUGGGUGCUCUUCCACAUUACAAUUUUAGCUUUAAGUGCAACGAAAGAGCUGAGAAAAGAAAAGAGUUUUAUUCCAAACUUGAGGAAAAGAUUAAUGCAAAGGAAAUGGAGAAGAGUAAUAUGCAAGCCAAAACCAAGGAAAGUCAGGAAGCUGAGAUUAAAAUGUUAAGGAAGAGCUUGACGUUUAGAGCUACACCAAUGCCCAGCUUCUAUCAGGAACCUCUGCCUCCCAAGGCAGAGUUAAAAAAGAUACCACCAACAAGAGCCAAAUCUCCCAAGCUCGGACGAAAGAAGAGCUCUCCUCCCAGAGACUCUGAAGAAAACAGUGACCAUAAGUGUCUACCAGGUCGGUUAAGUUUGGAUGAGAAAGUGUCCCAAAACAAUCCCGCAAAAGGACCUUCUUCAGUAGGUGUUAAGAAACCUCUACGGAAGUCCCUUCCUAAGCUGCCGUCUGAAAAAACCAGCUUAUCUAUUACAAAAAAUGAUGCUAAAUCUCAGAAGACCACCUCACCCAACAAAAAAACGAACUCAUUCAUUGAAAUGAAUGUAGCUGCAUCUCAUAGCCAAGAGCAGGAGGCAGCUCCAGCCACCGAGUCAAGUGAAACUCAGCCAAAAACUGUUGAUGUCUCUGUAGUUGAAGACGAAGUCCAAACCACCUCGGGGAAAGAACCCAUUGCAUUGAAUCAGUAA
Molecule: messenger RNA, 1708 nt
Organism: Ilex paraguariensis (yerba mate)
Lineage: Eukaryota; Viridiplantae; Streptophyta; Magnoliopsida; Aquifoliales; Aquifoliaceae
Source: the annotation of a GenBank genome assembly